Messenger RNA from Leptopilina heterotoma, 1249 nucleotides. Its product is annotated as polyprenol reductase-like. The transcript is spliced from 5 exons. Gene Ontology annotation, cellular component: endoplasmic reticulum. Gene Ontology annotation, molecular function: 3-oxo-5-alpha-steroid 4-dehydrogenase activity. Bases 291 to 1190 code for a protein of 299 amino acids. The record is from RefSeq and is a predicted model, not a curated record. Lineage: Eukaryota; Metazoa; Arthropoda; Insecta; Hymenoptera; Figitidae. Gene Ontology annotation, biological process: dolichol-linked oligosaccharide biosynthetic process; polyprenol catabolic process.
AUGUUAUAAUUUAUAAGUAUAACUAACGAAGAAAAAUAGAACCAAUUUUUUACACUAAGCAAAAAAAAAUACAUUUCAAUUUUUUCUAAAAAAAAUUACUAUAUAUUCAUAGUAAAAAUUAACAUAAUAUAAAAAUAAUUUAAACUAAAAAAAUUUUUUUUCUAAUUUAUUUAAAUUAAAUGCGUCGCAAUCGCUCAUACGAGUAAUAAAAAAAAAAGCGGAGAGUGUGCUAAAGAAAAUUUUAGUUGAAAUAUUUUUCAAGUCAUACGGUAAAUUCACAAAUCACAGAAAUGAAUUUUGUGAAAAUUAUUUUAAGUACUUUGUCCAUUUACAUUGGAAUUAAUGGAAUAAUUAUUUAUUUUUUUGACAAUUAUUUACCGAAUGUUAUUAAACAAACAUUCAGCUAUGGAAAAUGUAAUAUUAAUAUGCGAAGUCAAUUCAUUUCCAAGCUCGAAUUACCGAAAAAAUGUUUUCGACAUUUUUAUAUUUUCACCGCUCCAAUUGCUAUUUAUUCAUUAAUUACAUUAAUCUACAAGUAUUUUUAUAAUGAAAAUAUUCCGGAAAUUGUUUAUCUUAUUUUGGAUUUUCUAAUGGGACACAAAAGAAAACCUUUGGUUUCAAUGCCGCAGACGAUUCUUGCGAUGUUUUUGGUAACAACACAUCUUAUAAGAAGAAUUUUUGAAACCAUAAAAAUAAAUAUCUUUAGCGAUGUGAAAAUAAAUAUUUUUCACUAUCUCGUCGCAUAUUUUCACUAUGUAAGUUUCGUCGCUGCCAUUUUAGGAGAAUCGGAAGGAUUAGUCAGAGGAUUCGAAAAAAUGUCACGCGAUUCAUUGAAAACAAAAGAUUGGAUUGCGGCAUUAAUUUUCCUCUGGAUGAGUUAUCAACAAUUACAAACGAAUAUAAUAUUGGCGAAUUUACGAAAAAAUAAGGAUGGCGUUGUUGUGACGAAGGAGCACAAAAUACCUCGAGGUGGACUUUUCGAUUAUAUUUCUGCACCUUUACAAUUCACCGAAAUUGGAAUGUACAUGGCUGUGCAAUUAAUUAUUUGCGAGAAUAAAACUUAUUUUAUUCUUUGUAUUUGGGUCGUCAUAAAUCAGUUUAUAUCUGGCCUUCUUUCGCAUAAAUGGCAUAAAAACACAUUCAAAGAUUAUCCACCAUCUCGUAAAAUUAUUAUUCCCUAUUUAUUAUAAUACUACGAAUAUUUUAAUUAUUGAUGACCUAAAAUUAUUCACAAAAAAAAUUGUUUUCG